Aureobasidium melanogenum CBS 110374 is the source of this 942-nucleotide messenger RNA. RefSeq lists its product as uncharacterized. The coding region runs from base 1 to 942 and encodes 313 amino acids. The record is from RefSeq and is a predicted model, not a curated record. The transcript has 2 exons. Gene Ontology annotation, cellular component: nucleolus. Gene Ontology annotation, molecular function: RNA binding. Gene Ontology annotation, biological process: endonucleolytic cleavage to generate mature 5'-end of SSU-rRNA from (SSU-rRNA, 5.8S rRNA, LSU-rRNA); endonucleolytic cleavage in ITS1 to separate SSU-rRNA from 5.8S rRNA and LSU-rRNA from tricistronic rRNA transcript (SSU-rRNA, 5.8S rRNA, LSU-rRNA); small-subunit processome assembly. NCBI's taxonomy places the organism in Eukaryota, Fungi, Ascomycota, Dothideomycetes, Dothideales, Saccotheciaceae.
AUGACUAGCCGCAAGCGCAACGAAUUUCUGGACCACGGACUCAGCGACGAGGAAGAGGAUGCAGGCUACAACUCGGAAGAGCAAGAAGAGAGCCGUGGCGCACGAUCCAUCAAGCGACGAAGAGUCGAGCAAGACUCUGACAACGACUCGCAAGACUUUGACGACGAAGAUGAGGAAGCUCUGGACAAGACGAGCGCAAUCGACGAUGAAGACGACAACGACACUCUCGAACCCGCAACAACAUCCACAAAAGAAAAGACAGUCAAACCCUUGACCCAGAAACAACUCCUCAAGGCCCAGAAAGCAGCAAAGAAGACCGGUGUAAUCUACAUCUCGCGCAUCCCACCAUUCAUGAAACCUGCAACCCUCAAACACUACCUCUCUCCCUACGGCGAAAUCGGACGUGUGUUCUUGACUCCCGAAGACCCUGUGGCCCAAAAACAGCGCGUGCGCAACGGCGGCAACAAGAAGAAGUCAUUCACAGACGGCUGGGUGGAAUUCAUCAACAAAAAAGACGCAAAAGAUGCUGCGGAAACACUAAACGGCAACAUCAUUGGUGGCAAGAAGGGAAACUUCUACCAUGAUGAUAUGUGGAACAUGAAGUAUCUGACUGGGUUCAAGUGGAGUCAUUUGACCGAGCAGAUUGCGAACGAGAAUGCCGAGAGAGCGGCUAGAUUGCGCGCAGAAGUUGCAAGGACGAGAAGGGAGAACAAGAGCUUUGUUGAGGAUAUUGAGAGGAGUAAGAUGUUGGAGGGUAUGCGCGCUAAGAAGGCUGCUCAAGCGGAUAGGGCUGGUGUUGCAGCAGAACCUGCUUCUGCUGGUGCUGUCAGAGAGUUGAAGAGAGAUUUCAAGCAGAACGAAGUCAAGAGUAAGAAGAUCAAGGACUCGAGCAAGUCGGCGCAGUCCGAAGAUGUUCAGAAGGUUUUGAGCAAGAUCUUCUAG